Molecule: messenger RNA, 426 nt
Organism: Aphanomyces invadans
Lineage: Eukaryota; Oomycota; Saprolegniomycetes; Saprolegniales; Verrucalvaceae
Exons: 1
Coding region: 1-426 (141 amino acids)
Source: RefSeq, a predicted model, not a curated record
AUGAAGUGGAGGGCAUGCUUCCACUUUGGCUGGUCGAGCGUUUACCCUCCCUGCGUCGGCGUCAUUUCGUCGAAGCGAUUUUUGAUUCGGCCACAUGGCGCCACCAGCGUCGCCGCAAUGCCAUGGCAACGGCGGAAUUCCGUGAGUCCACCGAUGACGCGCCCGAUAAAACUCGUGCGUUCAAGUGUAUAUCGAGGGGACCAAGGGCUCGUACACUCGACUACAACGGGGUUGGCAAGUUUUGCAUGCACCAACUGCCAGGUCAUGUGGGACCCUGACAUCGCCGCCGCUACUGGAGUCAAAAGAGGAAAUCUGAGCUGCCAUCUUUCCACAAACCCCCAUGCAUGUCCAACACGAAUAUGUAGUGACAGGUUGGUCCUGGUCGCGCGGCAAGAAGAACUCCUGCGGUUGACCACAUUUGGUUAA